Molecule: messenger RNA, 1425 nt
Organism: Saccharomycodes ludwigii
Lineage: Eukaryota; Fungi; Ascomycota; Saccharomycetes; Saccharomycodales; Saccharomycodaceae
Gene: POS5
Product: NADH kinase
Exons: 1
Coding region: 1-1425 (474 amino acids)
Biological process (GO): NAD+ metabolic process; NADP+ biosynthetic process
Molecular function (GO): NAD+ kinase activity
Source: RefSeq, a predicted model, not a curated record
AUGUCACUGCUAAGACCGCCAAUGAUAUUGUUUUUACGUAACACAUCGUUUAACUUAACCAAAAAGAACUUACUAUUGCAAAAAAAAAACUUUUUGAGUACCAUUGUUAAAACAAAACCUGUUAGUGACCUACGUUCCAAAAUAUACGCAGAUUAUGUUUCGUCGCCCAAAUCCAAGUUGCAAUCAUUGUUAUGGCAUGCGCCUGUUCAAAACAUAUUUAUCAUGAAAAAACCAUGGACUAUUAGAACUACCAAGGCAAUGGCCAUUUUUAUCAAACACAUACAUGACACAUAUCCCUCAAUUAAUAUAAUAGUUACGCCUGACGUAAUCGAAGAAUUGACACCUAUUUUAUUGUCAAAAAAUGAUAUAGAAGGCAUCAAAGUUGUCCCCUCUCGAACUAAUGCCGUUAAUGCUGAUACACCAUAUGUUUUGUAUACAGGGUCUACUGAAGAUAUUAUUAAAAAGACUGACUUGUUAGUUACGUUAGGUGGAGAUGGUACCAUAUUGAGGGCAGUUUCUAUAUUUAGCAAUGAUUAUGUGCCACCUGUGUUAGCAUUUUCAUUAGGCACACUAGGAUUUUUAUUGCCCUUUCAAUUUCAGGAUUAUGUUUCUGUGUUUGAUAAAGUUAUUCACAGUAGAAGUAAAGUUUUACAUAGGAACAGAUUAGAGUGUCAUGUUCUAAGAAAUGGUGUCAAUAUUACACAAAACAAAAACAAACAGGUAUCUCCCUCAACAACAACAAUUCCUAUUACUACUACCGCUGCUACAACCAACAGCAACAACAAUAACAGUAGUAAUAACGAAAUGGUCCAUGCUAUGAAUGAUAUUUUCUUACAUAGAGGAGAUUCGCCGCACUUAACCAAUUUAGAUAUUUAUAUAGAUGGUGAUUUUUUAACAAGGACAACUGCUGACGGUGUGGUACUAUCUACACCAACAGGGUCUACAGCAUAUUCGUUAAGUGCAGGUGGAUCUAUUGUAUCGCCUUUAGUUCCAUGUAUCUUACUAACUCCUAUUUGUCCUCGAUCCUUAUCAUUUAGACCAUUGAUUUUAGCACAUACUUCACAUAUUAUGAUUAAAAUUGGUUCCAAAGCUUCGAGUGGAGGACCUUUAGAUAAUAAAGUUGUCAAGUUAAGCAUUGACGGAAUACCUCAACAGGAUUUGCAUAUAGAUGACGAAAUACAUAUUAUUAACGAAGUGGGGACUAUAUAUGUUAAUGGUUCCCAUGUACCAACAAGAAUAACUAAACCAGCCGUAAUAACCAGUGGCACUAGCAUAUCUGGAGAAGGUGUCGUACGCGGGACCGCCAAAAAUAGAGGCAAAAUGUCGGGUAUUUAUUGUAUAGCCAAGACAGAAAAUGAUUGGACUCAUGGUAUUAACGAACUAUUAGGAUUCAAUUCUAGCUUCAGAUUCACCAAGGAAUCCUAA